ACAAAUAAUUUGAGCAUGGCUUCAGCAUCACUGCAGAAAGUUUUCAAUUACAUUGAUGAAAACAAGAAAAGCCUAAUAGAUAAGUUGGCUGAAUAUGUCAGUGUUAAGAGUGUUUCAGCUUGGCCUGAGAACAGGCCCCAGUGCCAAGAAAUGAUGGAUCUUGCAGCUAAGAUGAUUGAAGAACUUGGUGGGUCUGUUGAAAAAUGUGACGUUGGAAUGCAGAAGUUGGUUGAUGGCACUGAAAUUCCUCUCCCAAAUGUCUUAUUAGGAAAACUUAGCUCUGACCCAAACAAAAAGACAGUCUGUGUUUAUGGUCAUUUAGAUGUUCAGCCAGCAGCAAUUGAGGAUGGAUGGGACUCUGAGCCAUUUGUUUUGACCGAGAGAGACAAUAAACUCUAUGGUAGAGGUUCCUCUGAUGAUAAAGGACCUGCUAUGGGAUGGCUACAUGUGGCUCAAGCGUACAAGAGUCUUGGACUAGAACUUCCUGUGAACCUAUGGAUGUGCUUUGAGGGAAUGGAAGAAAGUGGAAGUGAGGGACUAGACGAACUCAUUGAAGCUAGGAAAGAUGGCUUUUUUAGUGAGGUUGAUUUCGUGUGUAUAAGUGAUAACUACUGGCUGGGCUCUGAGAAGCCCUGUCUCACAUACGGACUGAGAGGGGUCUGCUACUUCUUCGUGGAGAUUGAGUGUGCUGCUAAGGAUCUCCAUAGUGGUGUCUACGGUGGAGCUGUGCAUGAAGCGAUGGUGGACUGUGUGAGCGUUCUCUCAAAACUGGUUGAUACAAAAGGCAAGAUCCUCAUUCCUGGAAUCAACGAGCCUGUAGUUCCAAUGACCGAAGAAGAGAAAAAGGUUUACAAACCAAUACAGUUCUGUCUGAACGAAUACAAGAAAGACGUCGGUUGUGAGACUCUACAAAAGGAAACAAAGGAGGAGGUCCUCCAGCAAAGGUGGAGGUACCCAAGUCUGAGUAUUCACGGAAUAGAAGGAGCCUUCUCUGGAGGGGGUUGUAAAACUGUUAUCCCCAGGAAAGUUAUUGGAAAGUUCUCGAUCAGAAUCGUGCCUAAUCACACGAUCGAGCAGGUUGAGAAGGACACGUGUGACCACGUCAAGAAAGUGUUUGCUGAGCUGAACUCUCCCAACAAAUGCACUGUAAGGAUGGAGCACGGUGGAAACUGGUGGGUAACUGACUUUAACGAUUCCCAGUACCAAGCCGGACGUAAUGCCACCAAACUUGUGUACGGUUGUGAGCCGGAUCUGACCAGAGAGGGAGGAAGCAUCCCUGUCACUCUGACUUUCCAGAAAACUACUGGAAAGAGCGUGAUGUUGCUGCCUAUGGGAGCCGGGGACGAUGGGGCUCACUCUCAAAAUGAGAAGAUAAACAUAAGAAACUACAUCGAAGGGCACAAGUUGUUUGCGGCAUAUCUGGACGAAAUGUCACGUUCCUAAGCUAAGGAGGAGAAAUCGUCUUAUGCUUCCUAAUGAAGCUUUCGUGAAAAACUUUUUUGAUCAAUUUGAAGCACGAUUUUUAAAGCACGAUCUUUGAUAAUUACAAAUUCUAAUUUCAAUUCGUUUUCAGUGACCAAAA
Molecule: messenger RNA, 1582 nt
Organism: Bolinopsis microptera
Lineage: Eukaryota; Metazoa; Ctenophora; Tentaculata; Lobata; Bolinopsidae
Product: cytosolic non-specific dipeptidase-like
Exons: 12
Coding region: 16-1443 (475 amino acids)
Biological process (GO): proteolysis
Molecular function (GO): metallodipeptidase activity
Source: RefSeq, a predicted model, not a curated record